Messenger RNA from Cercocebus atys (sooty mangabey), 15657 nucleotides. It is a transcript of the gene TET3, whose product is annotated as tet methylcytosine dioxygenase 3. Gene Ontology annotation, cellular component: nucleus. The record is from RefSeq and is a predicted model, not a curated record. The transcript is spliced from 12 exons. Gene Ontology annotation, biological process: oxidative demethylation; positive regulation of transcription by RNA polymerase II. Lineage: Eukaryota; Metazoa; Chordata; Mammalia; Primates; Cercopithecidae. The coding region runs from base 4281 to 9668 and encodes 1795 amino acids. Gene Ontology annotation, molecular function: DNA 5-methylcytosine dioxygenase activity; zinc ion binding; DNA binding.
CACAGAUAUCCUACAUGUUCACACUCACCAAUGCAGGUCCACAAGCAACCCACUAAUGAACCUCCCCUUUCCUGAGAGCAAAAUGCCAGUUUCUGCCCAGUAUCAGCUCUAGCAUUUGUGGGCUAAUUUUAGAGGUCCCGGAUUGUAGGCCUGAUUCUGCCAUGUAGUAGUGAAUGACCUUGGACAAAUUACCUCACUGAGCCCCAGUUCUCUUAUCUGUAAAAUAGUGAUGAUAAUAAAAACUAUGUCAUAGAUAAGGAAAGUUAACAUUUGCACAUUUGUUGUAUUUGCCACUCUGUGCAGACAGAAGGAUGUGUGUGGAAGUGCUUUGAAAAGGGAAAGAUCUAUGCAAGUAUUAGUUGAUAAUACGGUUAGCCAAUACAUGACCAAAGAAGGAACACAUUCAAAAUCAAAUAAACCUCCCAAUACCUUCAGUCUUUAAAACCAAGCCCAGGUAUGGAUAUCGGGAUGUAUUUACAUUUCUGUAAAAGGUCGCCAUACACAAAUCUCAUUCUUAAAUAAGGACAAAUUACUUUUUAGCUGAAGAGGAGACAGGUCAAGUACCUCAGAGGAGGUUAGUCACAUCAAUCAUCUGAGAGUUCAGCAGCAUCCAACAGUGUUAGUUCCAUGUGUUAACUUCUGAAGAAACACAGGCUUGCACAUCCAAUAAUGCUUCCUGCCCCUUUUCUUCCCCGUGCAGAAUUAACUUCAGCUCAUUUAUGGGGUAGGAAAGGCUCCUUAUUUCACAGCCCUCCCUCCAUGCUCCAGGCAUCCAGGGAAAUGCCCCUGCCACCCCUAUCAUCCCUUGAGUCCUUAGGGCUUCCUUCUCUAGCAAGGAGAUUUCCCUUUCUAGUCCUGGGGGCAGCAGCACAGCCCGGCUCUGACCUUGCAGGAGCAGUCGCCUAAAAGAGGCUCCACCCUUGGCCGCUUGGGGUGGCUCCCACCAAACCCGCUCCUAAAAGGAGCCUCUCUCCCUUUGUCUACUCUAUGUGCCUCGGGGCCUAAUCAAGGUCUCUGCCUGGGUGCUGAACUUGCUUCUCCCCCGCUUGCAGUAGUCCAGUGCUGCUCUAACUUGACAUCACCUGAUGGGCUAAUUAAAACAGAUUGCUGGGCCUGCCCCCAGAGUUUCUGAUUCAGUGGGGUUAGGAUGGGGCCGAGAGCUUGCAUUUCUAGCCAGUUCCCAGGAGAUGGUGAUGCUGCCAGUGCUGGAGCUCUCUUCGAGGAACCACUGAGUCUAGGCUAAUGCAGCCCCAGGAGAGAGGGGCUCGCCCCAUCCCCACUCACACCCCCACUGCUCUCCUGCCCUGAGCGCAGUGUGAAUAGGGAAUAGCCGCAGCAGCCCAGGAGACUGGAGAACCAGAAGGCAGGACCUGAGGAAUUUAGGCUGUUUUAUCUUGGGCGCCCCUGACCAGUUUGUGCAAGUCGUAAAGCAGGCAGGAAAGAAGCCUAUGGAAGCCUAUGGGUCUUCAGUGUUAUUGAGGUCUGUCAUUCAUCAGGUUCUACUCACCUCAUCUCUUCAUUCAACACAGUGGUUGGGUGCUAGGUCUAGGGUUAUGAGGUGAAAGCCAGCGUGCUAGCCCUCCAGGAGUUUGUAGUAACUGGGAAGGAAACCUGCAAACCAUUCCAGUGCCCAGCGACGAUGAGAUAACUGUUCCUAGGGAGGGAGAGUCAAACUUCUGUGGAGGGAGAGUGGGUGGGGCUCUGGAAUCGUCUGAGCAGCUGGAGAAGGUUUCAUGGAAGAACUGGCACUUAUGACUUGCAGGAUGAGUGGGAAUUUGGCAGGUACAAGGGGUAGCUGAGAACGGGUGGGGUGGGAAGGGUUUUCCCCAGGCAGAACGAAUGAGCAACAGGACUGCCGAAGUGUAAGGUUCCAGAGGCUGGGAAGAUUUGACAGGCAGCUCUCUAGCCUGGCUGGGUUCCCUCCAACCUCUCUGGUGGCCCCUUCUCAGCUCCUGUCCCUCAUGGGCUGGUAUUCUCUGGGGCUCUGUCCUGGCAGCCUUUUCCUCGCACUCCCAUGUCCACCCCCGAUGAGCUCCUCCACACCUGAGGCCUCGCUGUCUGCUCGCUGAUGGGGCCCAAAUCUCUUUCAAGCCCAGGCCUCACCCCCUCAGUUGCACACUCACCUCCACACGGAUGUCCGCAUUCCCAGGCAUCCUUCCUUUUGCAUUUUGUCAUGGUGAAUGGCACCAGCAUUCACCCAGUUACCUGAACGAGAGGGCUUUAUGAAAUGACCCUCUCGUAGAUUGCUGGUGAAGAGUAAAUGACACAGUAACUUGCUGGUGCCAUUUACCCAGACAGAAUACCAGAGGACGGCUGCUGGGCUCCUCGGAAAGUCCACAACUUACUAGCUGAGUGAUCUUGGGCAAGUUAUUUAAUGUUUUCUUAUCCAUAAAAUGGGUUUGAUGAUAGUACCUACCUCACAAGGUUGUCAUAUGGAUUAAAUAAUAUUAGUUGUUGUCAUUCAUUGAGCCCUAUAUUAAGUCCUUUACUUGGAUUCCCUCGAAGAUGGAGUACCUAGUCCAAGGUCACACUGUUUUAAGUGGCAGAUUCAGGUUUGGAAGCCAGAGUUCUCUGGCUCCGGAGCCAUCUUCUUCACCUCACUGUCACACUUUCUGAAAACUGUAUACCAAAUAGGGAAAUGCCUAUGGUACAAUGUUAAAAGAGGAUGGCAAAUUGUAUACUUAGUGUGAGUAAAUCCACAAAUAGGAAAGGCUACAAGGAAAUGUAGCAAAUGGUUAAAUAUGGUUGUAAUUUGGUGAUUUUUCCCCUCUAGUAUCUGUAUUUUCCACGUUUUCGUUAUAUGCAUUUUUUAUUAAAAGUUACUUAUUAAAAAUAUAUCAAAAACAAUUACGACUCUACAACCUGUUCCCCUGUUUGAAAAUUACACUCCCUUGGUUUUUCGUCUCGGUUCUAGUCUUACCACCCUUAACAGAAACUCUUCAUUCCUCCCAAAGGCCAUGGUAGGAAGCAGAUAUUGCAGCCAUGUUCACCCCCAGGCACUCCCUCUCUGACAACCUGGACCCUGGAGCAGGCUGUCAAAAUCAGAGGGAAGUUCCAGACAGAACCCGGGCUGCUUUACCGCCUAGGGCUUUCUUUCUGGACAGCGCUACUUUAGAUCAGUUACUUCUUUUUCUUUCUUUCUAAAUAGCCGGCCGAAUGCUCAUUUUCCAGUUCUGGCUGAGUUGUUAGCUGCAGCCGGGCGGCGACGCCUGCCAGGUACCUGGUUCCGUGAGCACCGCCCAAACUGGUCAGGCCAGUCCGUCCUGUGGCUGUUUCUGCCAGGACUCGCCCAAGUGUGUAUGCGCGUGUGUCAGAGACCCACCCUGCUCCCCUGCAACCCAGGUAGGUGGAAAGCAGUUGCAGGCACCAGCCUGGCAGUCAGGCCAGAUGGGUGGGGCUGAAUUAAUCUAACCUGGAAUUUCAACUUGGCCUGCACAACAGGUGAGGGAAAAAAGCAGCACAGAGAACGGGCAGUUUGGCAACUUGGAAAUAUUCCUGAGCCUUGCCCCUUACCCUCUGCCUGGAACAUAGCCCAGGGUGACUCUUCAAAGUGUCUGCGCCGGGUUUUAGGGCUCAGUCGCGCCACGGCCCCCUCGAGGCUGUCCGAGCCCCUCCUGAACGCUGUCCUCCUCAGUGACCCUCCGCGACGCGCCCGUUCCCCCUCCUCCGGGAGGCAGGGCGGGGGUAUCGGAUUAGUCUUUGUUUUCGACGCGAAAGAGCCGAGCGCGGCGCGGGGGAGGCUGGCGAUGGCAGGGCCGUGGGGUCCACCUGGACAGGGCAUUCGGCCGUGACCCCUGCGAGGGUGCCCUUAGCCUCUGCCCCCGAGCAACCCCUUCUUGCCGGCCAGGCUGACUCGGCAGCACUGCCUUCUCCAGCGUCCAGACCCUGGAGGAAAAAUACCAGGAGAAACUGCUCACUCAGCUCUGCCCCCACCACACCCUACCUGCUCACCUCAUGCCUGGGUCCAGGGUGGGUGAGGGUGAAGAACCCACCGGGCCAAGAUGAUCCCUUUUCUGGGGACUGCUGCUGGUGUCCUUCCCCAGAUCCCGGGCCCCAGCAGGUGGGAGAGUGGCCCCCUACGGAGCCCGAUCGGACUGCUGCAGAGGAGGUGAAGAGGGGUUGAGAAGAGGCAUCCAUCCACGAGACUGAAGCCACUUGCCUUCAUCCUUGUGAUUCUUGGCUGUUCUAGGCGAGAAGGACCUGUUGGUGGCCUUUGGAGGUGGCGGGAAACUGGACUGUGGUUCUGCCCCAGCACCUAUGCCCCCACCUCUGGCAGCAUCAUGAGCCAGUUUCAGGUGCCCCUGGCCGUCCAGUCGGACCUGCCAGGCCUUUAUGACUUCCCUCAGGGCCAGGUGAUGGUAGGGGGCUUCCCGGGGCCUGAGCUCUCUAUGGCUGGGAGUGAGUCCCAACUCCGAGGGGGUGGAGAUGGCCGGAAGAAACGGAAACGGUGUGGUACUUGUGAGCCCUGCCGGCGGCUGGAAAACUGUGGGGCUUGCACUAGCUGUACCAACCGCCGCACGCACCAGAUCUGCAAACUGCGAAAAUGUGAGGUGCUGAAGAAAAAAGUGGGGCUUCUCAAGGAGGUGGAAAUAAAGGCUGGUGAAGGAGCCGGGCCGUGGGGACAAGGAGCGGCUGUCAAGACAGGCUCAGAGCUCAGCCCAGUUGAUGGACCUGUUCCAGGUCAGAUGGACUCAGGGCCAGUGUACCAUGGGGACUCACGGCAGCUAAGCGCCUCAGGGGUGCCGGUCAAUGGUGCUAGAGAGCCCGCUGGACCCAGUCUGCUGGGGACUGGGGGUCCUUGGCGGGUAGACCAAAAGCCCGACUGGGAGGCUGCCCCAGGCCCAGCUCAUACUGCUCGCCUGGAAGAUGCCCACGAUCUGGUGGCCUUUUCGGCUGUGGCCGAAGCUGUGUCCUCUUAUGGGGCCCUUAGCACCCGGCUCUAUGAAACCUUCAACCGUGAGAUGAGUCGUGAGGCUGGGAACAACAGCAGGGGAUCCCGGCCAGGGCCCGAGGGCUGCUCUGCUGGCAGCGAAGACCUUGACACACUGCAGACGGCCCUGGCCCUCGCGCGGCAUGGUAUGAAACCACCCAACUGCAACUGCGAUGGCCCAGAAUGCCCUGACUACCUCGAGUGGCUGGAGGGGAAGAUCAAGUCUGUGGUCAUGGAAGGAGGGGAGGAGCGGCCCAGGCUCCCAGGGCCUCUGCCUCCUGGUGAGGCCGGUCUCCCAGCACCAAGCACCAGGCCACUCCUCAGCUCAGAGGUGCCCCAGAUCUCUCCCCAAGAGGGCCUGCCCCUGUCCCAGAGUGCCCUGAGCAUCGCCAAGGAAAAAAACAUCAGCUUGCAGACCGCCAUUGCCAUCGAGGCCCUCACACAGCUCUCCUCCGCCCUCCCGCAGCCUUCUCAUUCUACCCCCCAGGCUUCUUGCCCCCUUCCUGAGGCCUUGUCACCUCCUGCCCCUUUCAGAUCUCCCCAGUCUUACCUCCGGGCUCCCUCAUGGCCUGUGGUUCCUCCUGAAGAGCACUCAUCUUUUGCUCCUGAUAGCUCUGCCUUCCCUCCAGCAACUCCUCGAACUGAGUUCCCUGAAGUCUGGGGCACCGACACCCCUCCAGCAACACCCCGGAGCUCCUGGCCCAUGCCUCGCCCAAGCCACGACCCCAUGGCUGAACUGGAGCAGUUGUUGGGCAGCGCCAGUGAUUACAUCCAGUCAGUAUUCAAGCGGCCUGAGGCCCUGCCUACCAAGCCCAAGGUCAAGGUAGAGGCACCCUCUUCCUCCCCAGCCCUGGCCCCAUCCCCUGUGCUUCAGAGGGAGGCUCCCACGCCAUCCUCGGAGCCCGACACCCACCAGAAGGCCCAGACCGCCCUGCAGCAGCACCUCCAUCACAAGCGCAGCCUGUUCCUAGAACAGGCUCACGACACCUCCUUCCCUGCUCCUUCGGAGCCUUCUGCUCCUGGCUGGUGGCCCCCACCAAGCUCACCUGCCCCACGGCUUCCAGACAGACCACCCAAGGAGAAGAAGAAGAAGCUCCCAACACCAGCUGGAGGUCCCAUGGGAACAGAGAAAGCUACCCCUGGGAUCAAGCCCAGUGUCCGAAAGCCCAUUCAGAUCAAGAAGUCCAGGCCCCGGGAAGCACAGCCACUCUUCCCGCCUGUCCGGCAGAUUGUCCUGGAAGGGCUGAGGUCCCCGGCCUCCCAGGAAGUACAGGCUCAUCCACCGGCCCCUCUACCUGCCUCACAGGGCUCUGCUGUGCCCCUGCCCCCAGAACCUUCUCUUGCGCUAUUUGCACCUAGUCCCUCCAGGGACAGCCUGCUGCCCCCUACUCAGGAAAUGAGGUCCCCCAGCCCCAUGACAACCUUGCAGCCAGGCUCCACCGGCCCUCUUCCCCCUGCCGAUGACAAGCUGGAAGAGCUCAUCCGGCAGUUUGAGGCUGAAUUUGGAGAUAGCUUUGGGCUUCCCGGCCCCCCUUCUGUGCCCAUUCAGGACCCCGAGAACCAGCAAACAUGUCUCCCAGCCCCUGAGAGCCCCUUUGCUACCCGUUCCCCCAAGCAAAUCAAGAUUGAGUCUUCAGGGGCUGUGACUGUGCUCUCAACAACCUGCUUCCAUUCAGAGGAGGGAGGCCAGGAGGCCACACCCACCAAGGCAGAGAACCCACUCACACCCACCCUCAGUGGCUUCUUGGAGUCACCUCUUAAGUACCUGGACACACCCACCAAGAGUCUGCUGGACACACCUGCCAAGAGAGCCCAGGCCGAGUUCCCCACCUGCGAUUGCGUCGAACAAAUAGUGGAGAAAGAUGAAGGUCCAUAUUAUACUCACCUGGGAUCUGGCCCCACAGUCGCCUCUAUCCGGGAACUCAUGGAGGAGCGGUAUGGAGAGAAGGGGAAAGCCAUCCGGAUCGAGAAGGUCAUCUACACGGGGAAGGAGGGAAAGAGCUCCCGCGGCUGCCCCAUUGCAAAGUGGGUGAUCCGCAGGCACACGCUGGAGGAGAAGCUGCUCUGCCUGGUGCGGCACCGGGCAGGCCACCACUGCCAGAACGCUGUGAUCGUCAUCCUCAUCCUGGCCUGGGAGGGCAUUCCCCGUAGCCUCGGAGACACCCUCUACCAGGAGCUCACUGACACCCUCCGGAAGUAUGGGAACCCCACCAGCCGGAGAUGCGGCCUCAACGAUGACCGGACCUGCGCUUGCCAAGGCAAAGACCCCAACACCUGCGGUGCCUCCUUCUCCUUUGGUUGUUCCUGGAGCAUGUACUUCAACGGCUGCAAAUAUGCUCGGAGCAAGACACCUCGCAAGUUCCGCCUUGCAGGGGACAAUCCCAAAGAGGAAGAAGUGCUCCGGAAGAGUUUCCAGGACCUGGCCACCGAAGUUGCUCCCCUGUACAAGCGACUGGCCCCUCAGGCCUAUCAGAACCAGGUGACCAACGAGGAAAUAGCGAUUGACUGCCGUCUGGGGCUGAAGGAAGGACGGCCCUUCGCAGGAGUCACGGCCUGCAUGGACUUCUGUGCCCACGCCCACAAGGACCAGCAUAACCUCUACAAUGGGUGCACCGUGGUCUGCACCCUGACCAAGGAAGACAAUCGCUGCGUGGGCAAGAUUCCCGAGGAUGAGCAGUUGCACGUUCUGCCCCUGUACAAGAUGGCCAGCACGGAUGAGUUUGGGAGCGAGGAGAACCAGAAUGCAAAGGUUGGCAGCGGAGCCAUCCAGGUGCUCACCGCCUUCCCCCGCGAGGUCCGACGCCUGCCCGAGCCUGCCAAGUCCUGCCGCCAGCGGCAGCUGGAAGCCAGAAAGGCAGCGGCCGAGAAGAAGAAGAUUCAGAAGGAGAAGCUGAGCACUCCGGAGAAGAUCAAGCAGGAGGCCCUGGAGCUGGCGGGCGUUACGUCGGACCCAGGCCUGUCUCUGAAGGCUGGAUUGUCCCAGCAAGGCCUGAAGCCCUCCCUCAAGGUGGAGCCGCAGAACCACUUCAGCUCCUUCAAGUACAGCAGCAACGCAGUGGUGGAGAGCUACUCGGUGCUGGGCAACUGCCGGCCCUCUGACCCUUACAGCAUGAACAGCGUGUACUCCUACCACUCCUACUAUGCACAGCCCAGCCUGACCUCCGUCAAUGGCUUCCACUCCAAGUACGCUCUCCCGUCUUUUGGCUACUAUGGCUUUCCAUCCAGCAACCCCGUCUUCCCCUCUCAGUUCCUGGGUCCUGGUGCCUGGGGGCACAGUGGCAGCAGUGGCAGUUUUGAGAAGAAGCCAGACCUCCACGCUCUGCACAACAGCCUGAGCCCGGCCUACGGUGGUGCUGAGUUUGCCGAGCUGCCCAGCCAGGCUGUUCCCACAGACGCCCACCACCCUACUUCUCACCACCAGCAGCCUGCGUACCCAGGCCCCAAGGAGUAUCUACUUCCCAAGGCCCCCCCAAUCCACUCAGUGUCCAGGGACCCCUCCCCCUUUGCCCAGAGCUCCAACUGCUACAACAGAUCCAUCAAGCAAGAGCCAGUAGACCCGCUGACCCAGGCCGAGCCUGUGCCCAGAGACGCUGGCAAGAUGGGCAAGACACCUCUGCCUGAGGUGUCUCAGAAUGGAGGACCCAGUCACCUUUGGGGACAGUACUCAGGAGGCCCAAGCAUGUCCCCCAAGAGGACUAACAGUGUGGGUGGCAGCUGGGGUGUGUUCUCGUCUGGGGAGAGUCCUGCCCUCAUCCCUGACAAGCUCAGUUCCUUUGGAGCCAGCUGCCUGGCCUCUUCCCACUUCACAGAUGGCCAGUGGGGGCUGUUCCCCGGCGAGGGGCAGCAGGCGGCUUCCCACUCUGGAGGACGGCUGCGAGGCAAACCGUGGAGCCCCUGCACGUUUGGGAACAGCACCUCCACCUUGACUGGGCCCGGCCUGACUGAGAAGCCGUGGGGGCUGGGGGCAGGGGAUUUCAACUCGGCCCUGAAAGGUGGUCCUGGGUUCCAAGACAAGCUGUGGAACCCCAUGAAAGGAGAGGAGGGCAGGAUUCCAGCCGCAGGGGCCAGCCAGCUGGACAAGGCCUGGCAGUCCUUUGGUCUGCCCCUGGGAUCCAGCGAGAAGCUGUUUGGGGCCCUGAAAUCGGAGGAGAAGCUGUGGGACCCUUUCAGCCUGGAGGAGGGGCCGGCCGAGGAGCCCCCCAGCAAGGGAGCAGUGAAGGAGGAGAAGGGUGGUGGUGGUGCGGAGGAGGAAGAGGAGGAGCUGUGGUCAGACAGUGAACACAACUUCCUGGACGAGAACAUCGGCGGCGUGGCCGUGGCCCCAGCCCACGGCUCCAUCCUCAUCGAGUGUGCCCGGCGGGAGCUGCAUGCCACUACGCCACUUAAGAAGCCCAACCGCUGCCACCCCACCCGCAUCUCGCUGGUCUUCUACCAGCACAAGAACCUCAACCAGCCCAACCACGGGCUGGCCCUCUGGGAAGCCAAGAUGAAGCAGCUGGCGGAGAGGGCACGGGCACGGCAGGAGGAGGCCGCCCGGCUGGGUCUGGGCCAGCAGGAGGCCAAGCUCUACGGGAAGAAGCGCAAGUGGGGGGGCGCCAUGGUUGCUGAGCCCCAGCAGAAGGAGAAGAAGGGGGUUGUCCCCACCCGGCAGGCACUGGCUGUGCCCACAGACUCGGCGGUCACCGUGUCCUCCUAUGCCUACACGAAGGUCACUGGCCCCUACAGCCGCUGGAUCUAGGUGCCAGGGAGCCAGCGUACCUCAGCGUCGGGCCCGGCCCGAGCUGUCUCUGUGGUGCUUUUGCCCUCAUACCUGGGGGCGGGUUGGGGGUGCAGAAGUCUUUUUAUCUCUAUAUACAUAUAUAGAUGCGCAUAUCAUAUAUAUGUAUUUAUGGUCCAAACCUCAGAACUGACCCGCCCCUCCCUUACCCCCACUUCCCCAGCACUUUGAAGAAGAAACUACGGCUGUCGGGUGAUUUUUCCGUGAUCUUAAUAUUUAUAUCUCCAAGUUGUUUCCCCCCCCCCUUGUUUGGGGGGCUUUUAUUUUCUCUUUGUUUUUAAAACUCUAUCCUUGUAUAUCACAAUAAUGGAAAGAAAGUUUAUAGUGUCCUUUCACAAAGGAGUAGUUUUAAAUUCCAUUUAAAAUGUGUAUUUAUUGGAUUUUUUAAAAGCGACAAUAGUAAUGGUAAAGGAUGGGCAGGAAAGGCCAGUAGUGCUCCCCCACCCAGUCUCGCUGGGUCCGGCGAGCCAAGCCCCUCGGGCACUGGCGAGGUCCUCAGCCAUCUGCCCCUCGAGAGCCAAUCGCGGACGGUAGCCACCCAGUUCAUCCCUCCCGACACAUACCCUUUCCCUUUGGGGAAGGGAGCCUCAGGACAGCCUCUGUCCUCUCUGAUAGGAUGGGAGAGUCUGCAGAAAACCAUCUGGGGUCCUUUUUCCAGUCCCCAGCUUGGAGUCGAGGGGCAGAUGCACCCCAGGCCAGCCCUGCGAGAUGCUGGCAUAGCUUUCCCCAGAAACCAGGUUGGAAGUAGAUGGCUUCAAGCUUGCUAGUCUCCACACUGAAUCCUCUGUCCGUUAUUUAUGGAGUCACACGAUGUUAUGGUUCACUAGGCAGCACCUCACGCUGGAGCUGGAGUGCGAGGUUCUUAGGGGCUGCGCCCACCACGUUGCCAAGCCAAUGCAUGCUGAGCUGAAGGAAUUUGUCUUAGUGGCAGGUUUUUUUUAAAAAAUGCCCCCAAAGUCUAUGCUGAUAUCGAAAAAGGGCUACUGUAUCUUUAAAAACAGGAAGUUGAACCCAAGCUGUGAAAAGCCAGUGGUGCUCUGUGCAUGGUGCUGUGCGGAGCCUGGUGCUGUAGUGUUGUGCUGGGACUUUCUUGACUCUUGGGCAGGUCACAUCCUACAGGAGCUCAGCAGACCAGUGUAACAACAGUUAAUGCAUCUAUCCUGAUCCCUGAAUUUCCACAUUGGACAAUGGUGCAUGCCUCACACCUGAGCCUGCUUCUUCCAUGCUAUCAUCGGGUUCGGGGGCCUACACUUAACAAUUUUAAAGUGCAAGAGUCAAACAUUUUCAACAGGUUGCUAUGAUUUUCCUCCCUAAUUGGUGCCAUUUCUCCAUUUGAUCAUUUUCUUUUUUCCUUUCUUCCCCUCUUCAUCCACCUUAACAGACCUGUUCUGAAAUUCUGGUGCAUUCAUUCGGUUCUUUGAAAUGAGAAUGUGGUGCUUAAUUUUUGUGACGUUGUUGAGAGAGGUUGGGCCUGAUGGGAGCAACACUCACGGUCACCACGUCAAACUUUGUUGGAGUGUUGGUUUUUCUUGUGAUGUUAGCAGAAAUGAUCUCAUGCUACCCAUGUGGAUGUGUGUGUGGUGAAUGGGGGGCUUCAUCAGGACACACAGAGGGGAAUGUGGCCACACGGUGGAUGACCACCAAGCCCUGAGAUGAACAGGUGUUUACUGAGCAGUUGUAUUCAGAUAUGGGUCUUCAUGAAUCAUGUUUAACAAUCAGAUGACCGCUAUAGGCAAGUUCCUGAGCUUCCGGGUGCCUUGAGUAAGAGCUGAGAACCGGCCUGCUGGGUGUUUACUGUAUCUGUUUGGAGGCACUGGCGGAGGGUCGUUGUAAGAUGUCCUGAGCAUUUAUGUGGUCUGGUUUUAACUGUAAAUAGUGAAAGAUUUUUUAAGCACUUUUGCCUAGAUUUAAACAGCAACUUGAAAAAAAAAGUAUGUUUUAACAUGUAAUUGUGGGAGAAAUUGUAAAUAGUAGCUGAAUAUUUAACGUGCUUUGUCUAUCCUCCACUUUUACCAUAUUCUGUAAAGUUGCAUUUAUUUUACAGGACAAAAAAUGAAAUAUUAUUGCUUUUGAAAUAAAUACCCAAGAGCUUAUCAGGACUUAGAAUUAUUCAGAACUCAGAUUUAUAGGAAAACCUCUGACCUUCAGUUUGACAAGCUAAAGGAAGCAGAGUCUUUAAUGAGCAUGCUAAUUUUCUAGUUUUGAGGAAAAAUUGGGUCCUUUAAAUGCUAUUUUGCUUAUCGCAUCAGUACUUUUAUGCAGGUCUCAUUUGACUCCGUGCUUAGGUAGAUGCGGGGGUGCCUUGAAAACUUCAUUUUAAAUGAUCUUAAGCAAGAAAUACAAUAUUUUACGAAACAUUUGGAGAAUGUGACCGUCUGUAUGACCCGUGGAAGCCCCAGGUUGGCUGUUGGUUUGGAAGGUCCUGAGUGUAACCCAGGUGAUUCUGAUACUUGGCAUGUGUGAAUCUUCCUGAUGUAUGUUAAAUAAACUCUUCCCCUCAUCACCCUUUGGUAGGAAAGCCAUUAGAUGAAAGGAGAAACCAAUACAAGCUAAAAGCAUGCGACGUCUGUCCCCCAGCCCAAACAGCCUUGGUUCAUCAGUUUCUACAGUAGGAAAUAGGCUGCUGAGAGGUGAGUCAAGAGGCAGUCUCCAUUGGAUGUCCCCACUCCCCUCAGAAUGGCGUUUCCAGAGUUAGGCGGUGCAGUUGCCGUGCUCAAGCCCAUGCUGAUUUGUACACUACGUGUCUAACCUACCUCAAAUCUCAGUCAUUAAAAUUAGCAUGCUUUAGACAUAUAUUUAAAAAGUAACUAUGCACAGCUGUUUAUCCCCCCCUUGCUGCUGAAGGUUUCUUAAAGAGAAAAAUCAAAUUUUUAUUUUUUACUGGCACUAUCAUUUUUUAAGUCCUAAAGAUGAUUAACAGACAUUUUUAUCAUGAGAAGAAAAAUAAAGCCAUUGCAACUAAAGAACCUAACAGCAUGACCAAGUUCGAAGAGUCAUAUUAUAGCAACGGAAACCGAUGGCGUCUUAGUCAUCUCCCCAGUGUGCCCUGUCCACGGACACCAUCCAUGUGCAGUGCAAACAUUUGGUUCCUUUUUCUGCUCUGUUUUGUUUUCCCUGCCUGUUGCGUGCAAGGGAAGUGCUUGUAAAGUUCUGUGCUACGAGAUUUUUAAAAUAAAAAUCGCUUCGCAGCAGGUUCUCACAAAUAACUGGUGCUAGCUCAAGAAAUCUCAUCAUCUGACCAUCAGAAAUCUUGACUAAAGGCGUUGCAUGGAUUUGGGGGUUUUUUGGUUUUUGGUUUUGGGUCUGGUUUUUAGCAGGGCCAAUGUUUCCCACGCCCCGGCUUCAUGGGUACUGAUUUGCCUUCUCACCCAGGUGACGAUGGUGUGCGUGGAAAGAGAUGAUACCCCACCACCCCCUCUUGGUCCUUCCACCAGCCUCUUUUGGAAACAGUAGUUUGGAGAGCAAGGGAUUUUUAAAGCGCUAAAGGAAAGAAGUAGCAGAGUUUAACUGCUUUGUACCACACAGCAGUAGAUGUGCAAGGAUGGUUGACAAUGAGUCGAUGAUAGCCUAAUUUCAUUGAGAGAAACCCAGCCAGACUUGCUUCUAGAGGUUUAAUCACCAUGAGAUCUCAAACCAAGGCAAAGCUGGUGGAAAACUGAUAUCCCUGACGUGCCUCAACCAGUAUCUCUUUCCUUUUGUUACUGAAGUGUGUUUUGUGGACUAGGAAGCAUUUUUAUGAAUUGAAAUAGUCUAAAUAAAAUGGUGCUAUGGUGUUUUAAUGUGACUGUCCCUGAUCCUGUCUUGCUGAGGUGCUAUCAACGUUCUGAAACCACAACCAACCAAAAACAAGGUGGGCUCCAGUCUCUUGGCUUUUUUUUCCCCUCCCCUCUUUGGUGCUGUCUUAGACCCGUUUACCGUGCUAUAAUCUGCUCUGAGCAGUGUUGUGUUGUGUUGUAUUAUUCUUCCCUUGGUGGCCAAACAAAGCAAGUCGAGAAGGCAGCUAUCUCCCUUUCUGUGAUCGGGAGUGGACCUGCCUGGCUUGGCAGGUGCUUUGGUUCCACACCUGUCUUCUCAGGCUUGAUGUGAAAGAAAGGGCAAAGGGUUUUUUUAGUUUGUUUUUGUUUUUGAGGAAGGGGAGUUGGGUACUCCUGCCUCUCCUAGCAUGAUAGGCAUUCUCAUAGCCGGGGACACAGAUUUUCUCCUGCAGCCCAGGGUGCUAAGCAGACAUCUCUGGGAGUCCCAAGGGCACACCAAGAGAGACCAGAUGGAUCUCCUUCCUCCCCUGGCACUGGCCGGGACCAUGGUGGGCAGGGGCUUCAUUCUCCGACCCAGCGUUGCUUCUGCCUCUCAUUGGUAACCCCUUAUGUUCAGACUAAAGGAAGGAGCUUUCUUUGCUCACUCGAUGCCACUGAGGCUGCUUUUUAGUUGGUGCUAACCUAAAUUUCUUCUUGGGUCCACAGAAGUUGAUGUUUUAAAAACUCAACAGGAAGCUCCAUUUUGUGUCAUCCACUGUCAAAAUAAUUUUUUUAAAUACCUCAAAAACAGGACAUCAUGACAACUUCAGUAAAGUAGAUUCCAUGAGGGUCUGAUAGCUGCAGGUUGUCCGUCUGAUGACGUACUUGACCUUGAAAAAUCUGGGGUCAUUUUUUUUUCAUUCUUCGGCAGUUAAGAUAGCGGAACGCCGAAAGGAAGGAGCGUAGUUGGCUGUAUUUCAUGUUUAAGUUUUGCUUUUGAAUAAAAUGUGAAUUUCCUAUGCCCAUCUCAUUGAGCUUUCUCAGUCAUUGUUGCUGUCAUUUGAAAUGACUCCCUCAAAACCUAGUUUUAUUAGCCAGCUGCCUCUGCUGUAGUAUAUGGUCAACUUCAACAUACCCUGGACCAAAACAUUUUUGAGGUGCAUACCCCCAGCAUGAGUUAUACAGUCCCACAUCCAGGUGCACGGAGUGCGAGUGCACUCCGCGAGUGCGGGGGGAGGGGCGGCCCCCUCUGGUGCUCCCAGCCCUUCCUCCUGCAGAGCUGCGGGUAAGAGCAGAGCAAUAGGAUUCUCCCCUGAGCAGAGACCGCAGCACAGAAAUGCAAGGUCUAAAGUUGCUUUUUGCCUAAGAAUCAGCGAGUGAUUUGGCCUACUUCCUCAUUGGCUUCUAUUCUGAUAUCAGGGAUGCUUUUUGUAGUGGUAUUGUUUGCUCCCUCUUCGCGUUUUGACUACCCGUCAUUCAGGGGUAACUCAUCACUCUUCACACGGGGAUUUAAAUUAAGAAACUAAUUGGCUCAUUUGAACAUUCCAAAUUUUCUUGGUUUCAAUACCCUUUUUUUUCUUUUGAGGGGAAAAGAGGGGAGAAAAACAGGAGUGAUGUCAUUUCUUUUUCAUGUAUUCCAAUUAAAGAAACAAGGGCAGGUCGUAUAAUGGCAUAUUAAUACAUUAGACUUAAUCUAGAUGUAGCUUUUUGAUGUGUUUUAUUUCUUAUCUCUUUGAAUUCCUGUUUGGUUACUUGGCUUCCAAUGGAGGUGAACUUAACAACCAUACUUGAAUAUUCCGUCUUGACUUUGUAAACUGUGGCUACUUGAAAUGAAGUUUAUCUGGGGUUGAUGGAUGAAUGGUAGAUUUUUGCAAUGUCUCAAGGCAAUAGGAUGUGUAUUAAACUGUAGAUAUUCUUAGUACAGUAAAUUUAUGCUGAUAAUUUUAUUUUGUAUAAUUUUUACCUUUUUGUUAAUAUUUUUUCCUUCCACUUUAUUGGUUUGCCUCCUGAGCUACCCCUCCUUUACCCUCCCUUCUCCCUCAGUGUUUCAGUAAAUUUAAUUUAGGGUGCCUAGAAAUUGCAAGUAUGUAUCCUUUUUGAUUUGUAUUUUAUUAUAAUUUACACAAACAACUGGGUUUGUGAACUGUAUUACUCCUGGUAUCUUUAAAAUAUUGUGGGUGUUUUAAUAAAUUUUAUAUUUAUUUUUUGCACUCAAA